This is a messenger RNA of Arabidopsis arenosa, 1177 nucleotides long. NCBI's taxonomy places the organism in Eukaryota, Viridiplantae, Streptophyta, Magnoliopsida, Brassicales, Brassicaceae. The record is from the annotation of a GenBank genome assembly.
UCAAAGAUUGAAUUUUGAAGAUCUUCUUUUUGGCUUCUUUCGCGAUUUCUUCACAGUCUCUUCUUCUUCUCCAAUCCCAAUGUUUGUUUGAGAGAAAGAAAGUCAAACCAUGGGCGUUUGUUGCCCUUUCCUUCAACCCUGGGAUCGAGCUCGUGACCAAUUUCUCAUCAACCUUCCUUGUCUCUCCGAUCCUGUUCGAAGAUCUUCUCUGCUUUUGAAAUUGGCACUAGUGGUUCUCCACCUCGUCUUUAUCGGCUUUCUCUUCCUUUUCGAUGCAGAAUUUAUUGAGAAGACUAAACGAGAUCCAUGGUACAUGGGCUGUUAUUUAUUGCUGUUUUCCGCCACUCUUCUGCAGUAUUUUGUAACUUCUGGCUCUUCACCUGGGUAUGUUGUUGAUGCAAUGAGGGAUGUUUGCGAGACUAGUGCAAUGUAUAGAAACCCACUUGCCUGCUCAAUACAACAUGCUUCCAGAAAAAGUGAGAGCGUUGUUGUUAAUGUGGAAGGAGGAUCAGCCUCAUGUGCUAGAAGGACUCCAACGCCCUGGGGGAAGUUGGUUCUGGACUUGUACCCUCCAGGGACAUCUAUAAGAAAUUUGACAUGUGGCUAUUGUCAUGUGGAGCAGCCUCCACGAACCAAACAUUGUCAUGAUUGUGAUCGAUGUGUUCUUCAGUUUGAUCAUCACUGUGUUUGGUUAGGAACAUGUAUAGGCCAGAAAAACCAUUGUAAAUUCUGGUGGUACAUCUGUGAAGAGACAACUCUAUGCAUCUGGACGCUCAUCAUGUAUGUUGACUACCUGAGUAACGUAGCAAAGCCUUGGUGGAAGAAUGCAAUUAUCAUACUACUGCUUGUCAUAUUGGCGAUCUCUUUGAUUUUUGUGCUGCUUCUAUUGAUUUUUCACAGCUAUCUAAUUCUGACAAAUCAAAGCACUUAUGAACUUGUGAGACGAAGACGUAUUCCAUACAUGAGGAAUAUUCCGGAACGAGUGCAUCCUUUUAGCAGAGGAAUUCGGAGGAACCUAUACAACGUCUGCUGCGGAAAUUAUAAUCUAGACUCACUCCCCACUGCGUUUGAACUCGAGGAUAGAUCAAGACCCUACACUUGCAUCGAUAUGUUGAAAUGUCGCUGCUGCUAAGUUUUCAUUUAUAGUUUUAUACACAAUUACCUCCAUUGUUUCAGU